UCAGUCAAUCCUCUCCGCCUUUAACCUACGCAGUAAAUGAAUUGCAUAGUCGCAUGCAAGUCCUUGCUUUUUUGAAAACAUCAAAUUUCCCGCGCGAGUUUUAAUUAAAAAAAAAAUUGCAGUUCUUCCCGCGGCAAUGGAAAAAAUUCAGAAAAUUAUUCUGUUAGUUGUAAAUGUAAUUAUCGUAUGCGAGGGGUCUUUGGAAGACUGCAAACCCAAAGUUGCCAUCAUCGGAGGAGGAAUUGGUGGUGCCUCAGCCGCCCAUUUUAUCAGCGAAUUAUUUGAAAAUUUCGUGGACAUUGAGUUAUUUGAAGCUGACAAAAUCGGCGGACGAUUAGCGACAGUGACACUUCAAAAUAAUCAGUAUGAAGCUGGAGGAUCGAUUAUUCACGAUCGUAACCAACUGAUGAAACGAUUUUCAAAACUUC
Messenger RNA from Fopius arisanus, 428 nucleotides. Its product is annotated as prenylcysteine oxidase-like. The record is from RefSeq and is a predicted model, not a curated record. Gene Ontology annotation, biological process: prenylated protein catabolic process. Gene Ontology annotation, molecular function: prenylcysteine oxidase activity. NCBI's taxonomy places the organism in Eukaryota, Metazoa, Arthropoda, Insecta, Hymenoptera, Braconidae. The transcript is spliced from 2 exons. The annotation marks the transcript as partial.